Messenger RNA from Diplodia corticola, 2826 nucleotides. RefSeq names its product lpxtg-motif cell wall anchor domain. Lineage: Eukaryota; Fungi; Ascomycota; Dothideomycetes; Botryosphaeriales; Botryosphaeriaceae. Bases 1 to 2826 code for a protein of 941 amino acids. The record is from RefSeq and is a predicted model, not a curated record. The transcript is spliced from 2 exons.
AUGGAAGCCCACAUCAAACGGCCAGUGCCAGCACGCAGCUCCUCUCACCGGAGUUUCAGCACACCACAAUCCCCACGAGAGCCAGCCGCUGCCGCACCACCGCCCUCAACGCCGCACCACGCCUCGCUCUCAGCCCUCCCGCAGCAGCUGUCUCCACGAUCGCUGCCGCCGCGUCCCCCACUCGCCCUCUCCCCGGCGGACAGUGCGUCUCGGCACCGUGACCGACAUCUCCAGCACCACCAACAACAACACACGCCGCCCGCCCAGCGCGCCCCGAGCACCCCCAGCUCACCCUUGGUCUCCGGCACGCCCUCCUCAGCCCGCGCUCGCCGCUCCAGCACCUCGUCGUCACCGCGCCCGACUCCCAGCAGCGUCUCGUCGUCCGGCUCCUACUUCGGUCCGCACGCCCCCUCGAGCGCCGACGCCCGAUCUCCCGCGCCCCGGAAGCCGCCCGCCUCGCACAGCAGCCAUGGUAUUGAGACCUCGUACGGUCCGCCAAUUGCCCUGAUAACGCGACGACGAUCCACCACAUCCGACGUUGCGCGUCGCUCUCGCAGCCCUGCCGACGCCGCCCUCCUAGAGCCCCAAUCCGCGCCCUUUUCGACCACCGAGCCUGCGCCGGCCGCCAGCCAUCGCCAUACGCGCACCAGCAGCGACACCACCGUCACAACACCCACACACCGCAGGCAAGCAUCCGGCAGGAUCAGGAGCGUCCCCAGCUCGCGCCCCGAUCCGCAGACGCCCGCGCGCAGGAGUUACUCGCCGAGCCGCCGGAGUGCAAUGGCUAACAACAGCUUCUCCGACGGCCAAUCCGACUACGACUUUGCCUACUCGCACCGCAGCAGGCCUGACGACCGCAGCGGAGACUACGUGCACAACGCACAGGGUUCGAGUAGCGAAGACCUAUUUCUAAAUAUUGCGCAAGACGGCCCCCGCAACCAGGACGGGGAUGACGAUACAGUUAGACUUGAACGAAGACGGUCGAGAAUCGCUCGUAUGAACAGGCAAUCUCUCCCAUCGAAUUCGCUGAAUUCGUCUGCUACUCGCCCUAGCAUCGACACCAAUAUCAAACCCGCCCCUUCGGCCAUCCAGACGCGCAUUUCCCACAUCAGGCGCUCUUCCCAACUGCCCUCGCCGUCCUACAACUCACCAUUGUCGGCACGCGAGCCUCCCACGUCGGUGACGGCGUCGUUUCCAGUCGACAGUUCCCGGAUCCGAACUUUUGGCAUGAGCUCGUCGGGUUCCUUUGGAUUCUCGCGAUCACGAGACCAAGACGAAUCUCCCCAGAAUAGGAGAUCGUCAAUUCCGGACCCUGCUCGCGCCGCGGCCGCGACGCGUGACGCGACGGCGCGUGAGAGUAGAUACCGGUCAAGCAAUCUUACGUAUUCUUCUCGCUACAAUCAACCCACCAGUCAACCCACCACUCCGCUGGAGAAUUCGCCUGAGAUCCUCUCGAAACCCGAGCAGCAGUCACGUAACAGCGACGGCCACGACGGGUCUGAAUCACUCGACUCCACCACUGCCACCUCCACUGUCUGGGACGAAUUGGAUGAACUCAAGUCUCGCAUCAAGAAACUCGAGCUCACCGGCAAGAUGCCUCCGACAUCGGGCGCGGCCGUUACGAGCUAUACCGCCUCUGAGCGGCCGCGAACUGCCACUACUCAAGCAACGUCUGUCACCGCUUCGCCCAAGCAGGUGAAGAGGUCCAGUGUUUCACCGCCAGAAACGACGGUGUCCGGUGCAGUCACGGGUGCCGCUGGUUCCAGCCACCCUCUACUCCAUUCUGCGCUCGCAAAGUGCCAGAACACAAUGAGCCCUGCAAUGUAUCGCAUUUUGGAGGCGACUGCCACAGAUGCGCUUGAGCUGGCCGCUAUGACCAACGGAGCUAACACGAGCUCCGCUACCUCAAACAGUGGAGUCCAGACGAGCGAGCGCCAGCUCCGGAGGAAGGCGGACAACAUGUGCCGCAGCUUAACCGAACUGUGCAUCGCUCUUUGCGACAACAACAAUCAGAACACAGCUCUCAAAUCGCCUAACUUUGGGCCUCCCAGCCGGAGACAAAGUGUGCAGAUAAACGGAGAGCGUGACAGAGAGCGCGACCGCGACCGCGACCGCGACCGCGACCGGGAUCGCGAACAACUUCCGCCCCGGGGUGGAAGCACGGAACCAGACGGCGAUAUGAGGAACAGCCCAAGCCGCGCUCUCAACCGCAUUGAAGCCCGUCGGACUGGCAUGCUCCUGUCAGGCAGCGCUAGCAACAGUCCGCGUGAUGGGCCGGAACGAGACAGGACCACCCCUACGCAGGGCGGCAGGUACCAGCAAUCCUCGAGGACCGGCACUUCCCUCCUCAGCAGCAGGCCCCGCCGCGCAACGGUCACAAACGAUGACCAGCCGGAGAUGGAGGAAGACACCCAGACUCUCCGGGUGCCCUCCCGGGCCAUGACUGAUUACUCUUCUCAGAACCGUCAAAGCCACAGCAGUCGCAGCAACAGGCUGUCAAGAGAGUACACCUCGGCCGUGCCACUCCCGGAUGGCGCCGCCUCACUCGCACUGCAGCACGCUACCUCGAUCAGGCGCCCCAACGGCGCUGUUCCAACCCUUGAUAGCCCGACCUCGCACGGUCCUUCUUCCGCCUUCCUUCGCGAUCGCAGAUUUGAGCGGUCCUCGACCGUCGAAAGCCCGCGUGCCAGUGAUUUCGGCAGCGAGGAGCGGCGCCAGAGAUUGAGCUUCUACUCGAACUCUACUCCCCGGACGUCCACCAACGCGGUGCCAAACGGCAUCGGCCGCACCGCGAGCCUGUCCCGACGACUCAGGCAGGAAACCUAA